UGUUUUGAUGAACCAAAAAUGUUUGCUAGAGUAUCUUUCUCAUAUUUUUGUCGAAUCCGUCCGGUAUUAUUGUAGCGAUAACCUUGUCAUUUUAACGGCGUAUUAUGAUGUGAAAAGGUAGUGGAGAAGAUUCUACUGCCUGUGUUAAUUUACAAAAAAUAUGUCCAGCUUUUGCAUUGACAUGUAGGUUGAUGAUGGCAUCGUCCCGGAGUAGGCCUAAGGGCAUUUUGAAGGCUUAACAAGCACAGCAACACUUCGAAAAUCGCGCGAUAUCGUUGAAGCAACAUGGCGCUUCUCGACGACACCAAUGGUAACACAGCGGGCGUGCAUAAUGCGAGCAGUGAUCAGACCACGGGCGAGGCGGGCAUACUAGCGGGAACUGGAGGCUCUGUAGUCGCCGCACUGCACUCCCCUUCCAGUGACGAUCUCAGCCAAAGCCUAUCUGAAUACACAGAUGCAGACGAAAGCAUUUCAGCCCCAACAGAGCUGCUAGCUGAGUUUCUAUCUGCCAUUAUGAUACGGGACUAUGUGAACGCCCUUAGAUACUGCAAACAAAUCUUAGAGUACGAACCAAAUAAUGCAACGGCGCGAGACUUCUACCCCCACAUCCUGUCCAAGAUUGAUGCGGGACAUACUCACGAGCAGCUGUCUUGUGAAAGCGAUGAAAAUGACAAUUGCAACUGUAAUUCGCCUCUCGGUUCAUCAUCAUCCUCAUCAUUGCGCUUGUCCCGUUCUUCUUCAUCUUCCAACGAUACUGAAUCCUCGUCCACUGAGUCCUCAUUUUCGUCAUCAGUCUCUUCUCCGGAUUCCUCUGUUUCCUGUUUAGUCAGCGAACGUAUUGAAGAUCCAGAUUUGGUUAGCAUGGCGUGCAGCAGUGACGAAAGCAACAGCAGAGGGCCGGGAAUUUCGCUAUCAGAGUCUGGUUUAAACACAAAUGCACAAGAAGGUAAAAGACCCAACAAGCAUGCGGGGACACAAAAUUUCUCGCAGUCUCGCUCAUGUCGCAGUUUGGAUGUUGAAUGCGAUCAACUGCCUACAUCAGUGAGUGAGAACAACACAUCUCAGUCUUACUCUAGUUUGAUACUAGAAGAGGAAGAAAAAGAUCUCACGCUAUCGGACUUAUCUAAUCCCAACAACGAGGAAGAAAAAAUGGCCAAAGGCGACUCUACAGAAAAAGGAUCUCUGUACCGAUCGAAAAAUCAAUCUGCGCUACAAAUGGUUAGCGAAUCAUUGGCCAGCAAUGUUAGUGGAUCAGCUUCCAUCUUCGCUUCGCGAUUGAUGACAACACUACGCCGCAAGAUGAUUGCUUCGCGGAAAGAGGAAGCACCGAUGCUAAAUACUGAGCCAAACAAUUUUAAGAAACAAACCAAUUCUUUAGAAGGAAAACGGAAAUGAUUGGUACAACCUUAGCUGUUGCAAGCUUCUGUUCAAUAAUUCUUUUAUAUUUAUUUCAUCCUUUGCUUAUACCAGAUCACAUUUAUGUUACACAUUUAAGCAUUUAGAAACAAGUUCAUUCGUUCGCUUUGUGGGAUUAACGUUCUGAUAUUCAUAACCCGCAAUUUCUGCAAUUUCAAUUUAUUAAUAAAAGAAUAGAAUCCUAAUUAGUAAGAUAAAUAGUCAUCAUCCAUAAUUAAGGGAUCAAAUAGAUAUUUAUGAUCUAGGAAAGGACAAAGAUGUUUCAAGCGAGCCAUCUCAUCCGUUUUAUUUUAUUAUUUUAAUUUAUUAUUUAUUAUAUUAUUUUAAUGAUUAUAUCUAGUCACUGUAGUUCUAUUCUAAGCAAUGUGAGUGUCCUUGUCCCUAAACGCACAGCUGUGCAAUAAUGGACGCAUAGGGUUGUACGAUAUUCAUCGUAUGAUUUAUGAAGAAAGUAUGUGUUGAAUGGUCCCAUUUACAGCUGCAGUAAAUUUGAAUGCUGCGGGAUCAUGGCGUAAAACCGAGUUGCUGUUGUUUAUUAAUGUGUACAUUAUUCUAAAACAAUGAUCUUAUGUGUGGGUAAAUGUUAUGAUAGAUUUAAACAGUAAGAUACUAUCAUGUGUGUGAAGCUGUUCUACAUAUAUUCUUCAAAAAUAAAUCUCUUCAG
Molecule: messenger RNA, 2080 nt
Organism: Anopheles darlingi
Lineage: Eukaryota; Metazoa; Arthropoda; Insecta; Diptera; Culicidae
Exons: 6
Coding region: 286-1395 (369 amino acids)
Molecular function (GO): protein binding
Source: RefSeq, a predicted model, not a curated record